This is a messenger RNA of Eublepharis macularius, 2018 nucleotides long. It is a transcript of the gene EPOP, whose product is annotated as elongin BC and polycomb repressive complex 2 associated protein. The transcript has a single exon. Lineage: Eukaryota; Metazoa; Chordata; Lepidosauria; Squamata; Eublepharidae. Gene Ontology annotation, biological process: neuron fate commitment. The record is from RefSeq and is a predicted model, not a curated record. Bases 143 to 2017 code for a protein of 624 amino acids.
CCUCAAGGGCGGGAGGUUGAUUUUGGGGGGUAGGUGGGAGAUGGGGAGGGAGAGGGGUGGGGGAGAAGAACCCCCUCUUUCCAGCUCUCUCCCCGGCGGCUGCUAAGGGCCCCUCUUUCCCAAGCAACCCAAUCAAAGAACCAUGUUCCUGACCUGCGGAAUGGUUCCAGCCGCCACCGCCAUGGAUUACAAUGGAGAUUUCCAAGCCGGCUACCAGGAAAUCGACGGCAUCAGUUUGGGCUACGUGCAGAUCAACGGCACACGGAUGUUCGCUCUGACUCAGGUCUUCAGCGACCUGUUUAAGGACAUUCCCAGGGCCACCGUCAGCAAGAAGAUGGAAAGCCUCAAGAUCCAGAGCCGCCGCUGCGACCUGAAGGAGCUGCGCACCCUCAAAGCCAUCCACUCGGUGCCGAUGCGCGCUGUCAAGUGCUCCCUCAUCUCCAAGGCAGACCUGGAGGCCCUGCGCACCUCCUGCCAGGCCUUGGCCCCCAGGAGGAGAAAGAGGAGAAAGAAAAGCAAGCGCGGGGAGCCCGGGGACUUCCUCGGCCGGCCUCGCUUGCUCGCCCAGUACAGCGCGCCCGACAGCGCCUUCAGCGCCAAGGCGGGGACCGGCGGCGCCCCUCGAGACGCGCUCUUCGGGGAGCCUUUCGCUCGAGCCUACAGGAAAGCCACGCAACCCCCCAAAAGCUACAGCCGGGGUGGCAGAGAGCAGCUCCUGGCCGGCGUGCUGAGCGCCUACCCCGACGACCUGCAGCUCUUGCACUCCGCCGUCCGGGCGCACAGGACUAGCCAAACGCCCGGCCAGCCCAACGCCCGACGUCCCAAGCACUCGGCUUGCAGCUGCCUGGCCAAGGAGAAGGGGCGAUCGGCGUCGCUGGCCGGCUCCAAGCGGCAAGGCACGUCGGCCGGCUACUCCAGCGACUCGGAUUCGAGCGGCGCGUCCAGCCUGGCCAGUUCCAGCGAUUCGUCGGAAGACGAGGACGACUCGUCGUGCAGCAGCGAAGAAAGCAGCUCGUCCGGCUCGGAGAGCAGCUCCCUGUGCAGCGGGGACUCGGUGCAAAGCACCCGCUACAGACAGGCGGCCCUGCCCCGCGUCCCCCCGCCAGCAGCCUCGUCCCCAGCUUUGCCGGGAGUAGCCAAAGUCUUGCGCCCUGACCCGAAUCUGCUCUUUUGGGCCCGGACGCUGCGCGCCUCCACUUUGGAAAGUUUCAAGCCUGUGCCAAGCGGGGCGCCCAAGGAGCCGCAGCGGGAAGAGCAGGAGGCGAAAGGCUCUCCGGGCGCCCCAGCCCAGGGCAGCAGCACUCGGGAGGGCCCGCAGCCAAAGAACGAAGGCUUUAGGGAAGCCUCGGAAGCGUGCGUCCGGGCGCGGGACCAGCUCUCCAAGGAUGCCGCCCGCCCGAGCGCCGGAGAGGAGCUCCGCCUCGGCGACUCAGCCAAGGAGGCUGCGGAAUCGACUCUCCAGAAAGACUCCAAGGCAGGGUCGGGGCGGGAGGCGCACUUCGACCGGCUCAUCAGGCAGUCCAAGCUGUGGUGCUACGCCAAAGGCUUCAACGUGGACGGCAAAGGGUUGCGCCGGGCUGAGCAGGCCAAAGGAAGCGCCUGCGCUUCUAGAAGCGGCCUCCUCGCCCUGGCCGACAAGCCUUUGAAAGGCGGCGGCGAGUUGGAAAGGAACGCCAAACGCAGGCGCGCCGAGCGGGAUAGGCCGGCCAAGGGGAGGCCCCCGAAGAUCCCCAGGAAGGCGAUCAAAAAGGGGGCCAGCCCGCCCUGCAGACGCUUGCUCAACGCCACUCCAGCGCCUGCCAGGCAUCCUUUUACGCUGAUGGGCACGUUCCCCUGCACGCCCGCCUUGGUCGUGGGCUCCGAUGGGGAUCUCUGCCCGGCCUCUUCCCUGUGCGUAAAAGACUCGCCGCGCGCCCUCUCCAAAACGCACCCGCUUUGGACCUGGCAGGUGGGCAGCAAUGCCAUCCCCGUCCCUCCCAGCCUGAAGUUCCGGGGAUACACUUUGGAUGACUUCUAAA